This is a messenger RNA of Penicillium diatomitis, 1731 nucleotides long. RefSeq names its product protein anchor VAC8 (gene vac8). The record is from RefSeq and is a predicted model, not a curated record. Gene Ontology annotation, cellular component: fungal-type vacuole membrane. The transcript has 6 exons. Lineage: Eukaryota; Fungi; Ascomycota; Eurotiomycetes; Eurotiales; Aspergillaceae. The coding region runs from base 1 to 1731 and encodes 576 amino acids. Gene Ontology annotation, biological process: vacuole inheritance; nucleus-vacuole junction assembly. Gene Ontology annotation, molecular function: protein binding; protein-membrane adaptor activity.
AUGAGCGGACUCGUCACCACCUGUCUGUCAUGCCUGUCGGCAGUGGACCGAUGGUGUCAUAUCACCGCCUGUCUCGGCGGAGGUCGCUCACGGGACGGCAUCUACGAGACCACGCUCGCCGACAAUGAAAGAGAAGCUGUAUCGGACCUGCUGGGCUAUCUAGAAAACCGUGCCGAGACAGAUUUUUUUGCGGGUGAACCCCUACGAGCCUUGAGCACAUUGGUCUACUCCGACAAUGUUGAUCUGCAACGGAGCGCGAGCUUGACAUUUGCCGAGAUCACCGAGCGAGAUGUGCGCGAGGUUGAUCGGUACACUUUGGAGCCGAUUCUUUUCUUACUGCAGAGCUCGGAUACUGAAGUACAACGAGCGGCCAGCGCGGCGCUAGGCAAUCUUGCCGUCAACGCUGAGAAUAAGGUCCUCAUUGUAACCCUGGGAGGGUUGGCUCCGUUGAUUCGCCAGAUGAUGUCGCCCAACGUCGAGGUACAAUGCAACGCCGUCGGUUGCAUCACCAACCUGGCGACACAUGAAGAGAACAAGACAAAGAUCGCUCGGUCAGGGGCCCUCGGUCCCUUGAUUCGCCUCGCCAAAUCCAAGGACAUGCGUGUCCAGCGCAAUGCGACCGGCGCUCUGCUCAACAUGACUCACUCCGAUGACAAUCGCCAGCAACUUGUGAACGCCGGUGCCAUUCCCCUCCUGGUUCAACUUCUUUCGUCCUCGGAUGUGGAUGUCCAAUACUACUGCACAACAGCGCUCAGCAAUAUCGCAGUGGACUCCACCAAUCGCAAGCGUUUGGCGCAGACCGAAUCCCGCCUCGUCCAGUCGCUGGUUCAUCUCAUGGACUCGUCGACCCCUAAAGUCCAGUGUCAAGCCGCGCUGGCUCUUCGUAAUCUCGCCUCAGACGAAAAAUAUCAGCUCGAAAUUGUACGAGCCAAGGGCCUCUCACCCCUCCUGCGACUCCUACAGUCUGAAUAUCUUCCCCUCAUCCUCUCGGCGGUGGCCUGCAUUCGCAACAUAUCCAUCCAUCCCCUCAAUGAGUCACCGAUCAUUGAAGCCGGAUUCUUGAAACCGCUCGUAGAUUUACUGGGCUCAACGGAUAAUGAAGAAAUACAAUGCCACGCUAUUUCGACCCUUCGCAAUCUCGCGGCCAGCUCCGACCGAAACAAGGAGCUUGUUCUCCAGGCCGGAGCAGUCCAAAAGUGCAAGGAUUUGGUACUUCGCGUACCCCUCAGCGUGCAGUCCGAAAUGACGGCCGCGAUCGCCGUGCUGGCUCUCAGUGACGAGCUUAAACCUCACCUGUUGACACUUGGAGUGUUUGAUGUUCUAAUUCCGCUGACAAGCUCGGAAAGUAUCGAGGUACAAGGCAAUAGUGCCGCUGCUCUCGGCAAUCUGUCUUCCAAAGUGGGAGAUUACUCAAUCUUCGUUCGGGACUGGGCAGACCCCAAUGGCGGAAUCCACGGCUAUCUCCAGCGAUUCCUUGCUAGCGGCGACCCGACUUUCCAACACAUCGCCAUCUGGACUCUGUUGCAGCUCCUUGAGUCUGAAGAUCAAAAGCUCAUUGCUUAUAUCUCCAAAUCGGACGAUGUUGUGCAGAUGGUCAAAUCCAUCUCAGAUCAGAAUAUCGAGUCUGAUGAAGAGGACGCGGAUGACGGCGAAGGGGAAGUCAUUGCCCUCGCGCGUCGCUGCCUCGAGCUGUUGGGCACAGGUCCCAAGCAGACCCUCGUCGAGGCGUAA